AGCACCCCCGCGCCGCCUCGUCCUUGUCCCCCCUUCGAGGCCGCUUGCUGGCAGUCGCCUCCCCGGGUCGCCACUAGCCCUGACCAUGCUGGCCGCCGUGCUCCGUCGCCCCGGCUUUCGCCUCAUCCGGCUCGCCCGCUCCUACGCCGAGGCCGCCCCCGCCCAGGCCGGCGGCCUGAACCAGAUGUCCUUCACUUUCGCCUCCCCGACCCAGGUAUAUUUCAACAGCGCCAACGUGAAGCAGGUGGAUGUACCUACCCAGAGUGGGGCCUUUGGCAUCCUGGCAGCUCAUGUCCCCACCCUCCAGGUGCUGAAGCCCGGCGUGGUCACGGUGCACGCUGAGGAUGGCACGGCCACCAAGUACUUUGUGAGCAGCGGCUCAGUGACCGUGAACGCGGACUCCUCUGUCCAGCUGCUGGCAGAAGAAGCGGUGUCCCUGGACAUGCUGGACCUGGCGGUCGCUAAAUCCAACUUGGAAAAGGCCAGCUCGGAGCUGUCGGGGGUUUCAGACGAGGCCGCCAGGGCGGAGGUCUUGAUCAGAAUAGAGGCCAACGAAGCCAUCGUCAAGGCCCUGGAAUAGAGCGACCGGCCCAGGGGAGGAAAAAAAAAAAAAGCGUUUGACCCUCAAACCCAACCUUGAAACUCAUCUGGAGUCUGACUGAGCAUGUGUCCGCACCAGCCGGUGACUCCCCUCCUCCUGGGGUGGUGGGGUUGGAGUCGAGGCUUGGGUGCCCGGCAACCAUGAUCCACCUGUCAGACUUGGAUUUUCUGAGCCCAUUCCCUCUGCCACAUGUGUUUUGUCCCCAACCCAAGCAGAGGCUUCCAUGGAGAAGUGACCCACCUGAUUAAAAAAUGAGGAAGCCCUCCCCGUUCCAA
This is a messenger RNA of Tachyglossus aculeatus (Australian echidna), 876 nucleotides long. It is a transcript of the gene ATP5F1D, whose product is annotated as ATP synthase F1 subunit delta. Gene Ontology annotation, molecular function: proton-transporting ATP synthase activity, rotational mechanism. The record is from RefSeq and is a predicted model, not a curated record. NCBI's taxonomy places the organism in Eukaryota, Metazoa, Chordata, Mammalia, Monotremata, Tachyglossidae. The transcript is spliced from 5 exons. The coding region runs from base 86 to 580 and encodes 164 amino acids. Gene Ontology annotation, biological process: proton motive force-driven ATP synthesis.